GAUUUAUUUAGUAUUUUGAAAUGGGAAAAUUGUAAGAAAUAGUAAUAUAGCUAGCUUGAAACCAGGUCGUCUAGUAGUUAUGCUUGCUGGCAGAUAAGCAGGAAAGAAGGCUAUUUUGAUUAAAGCAAAUGAAGAAUCAACUAAAGUAAAUCAAAAUUUGAUUUUUUUAGGAUGCAAAAUUCCCAAAUGGUUUAGUUGUUGGUAUUUAAAGAUAUCCAAGAAAAGUUACCAAGAGAAUGGGUUAAAAGUAAAUCAGAAAGCGAACUACUUUGAAAGUCUUCAUUAAAUAAUUAAAUCUUAAUCACAUUAUGCCAACAAGGUAUUAAUAAUAUUGAUUGUUUCUAGAUACAGAUUAGAAGAAUCCACCUUAAAGGAAGUCAGAGAUAGAAUUGAAAGAGUAAAAGAGGCAGAAUUGAAGAAUGUUGAAAAAAGAAAGGAAUUGAGAAAGAAUUUGAGAAAAUAUUUAGCUGAAAAAUAUAGAACAUUACCAGCAGGUAGUUUGGCUGACAAGAAGGCUCAAUCAAGAUUCCUUUUCUCAAAAUUGAGAUUCUGAUAUAUUACAUAAGUAUAAUAUAAAAUAAAGAAACGUAAAC
This is a messenger RNA of Paramecium octaurelia, 593 nucleotides long. The record is from the annotation of a GenBank genome assembly. Lineage: Eukaryota; Ciliophora; Oligohymenophorea; Peniculida; Parameciidae.